Anopheles darlingi is the source of this 2616-nucleotide messenger RNA. RefSeq names its product zinc finger MYND domain-containing protein 11. The record is from RefSeq and is a predicted model, not a curated record. The coding region runs from base 130 to 2406 and encodes 758 amino acids. Gene Ontology annotation, molecular function: transcription corepressor activity; protein binding. NCBI's taxonomy places the organism in Eukaryota, Metazoa, Arthropoda, Insecta, Diptera, Culicidae. Gene Ontology annotation, biological process: regulation of transcription elongation by RNA polymerase II. The transcript is spliced from 8 exons.
GUCAAUCCGGGGAACCGAACAAAAACAAAAAACAGCGGGCACAAAAACACGUACUUUUCUGAUAAAAAUUGGCGGCCAUUAAGAUAAGAAUUUUAUUUGGGUGAGCCUGAAGGAAACGCGGAAGCAAAAAUGUGGUGCAUGCCCAUGACGGACACCCGAAUAGAUGUGAUAACUCAGGCAUGGAACAUCCUCACGGAUGCUCCCAAAGGCAGAGUAGAGAAAUCGCGACUAGUGAAGCAGGUGCUGAACAUUUUCAGCGAAGAACUGAAUAUUUCGGAUAUCGAGAAUCAACUGUCGGUCGCCAAAGCGGAGGGUUUGCUGCAAGAAAGCAGCACGCCGACACGUCGUAGCAGCAACAAUUCGAGGCCAUCCUUCACACACUGGUAUACGCUUCCGGCAUGGAAAGAGUACACAUUUUUUGCCGAUCUGCACGAUCGAUGGUGCUACGAAUGUCACACGUCCAAGCAGGAGAAUAUGGUUAAGUGCUGUACCUGUUUGCGCAGCUUCCACACCCAAUGCGUGAAAUCGUUCCUCGAGAAACAACUCGAACUGGAACGCUUCGUUUCGGAUAAACGUAUUACCUUUUCAUCGUACGGUGCGACCGGCAGCCGCUCCGCUAGCCGUCAGUCAGACCAAUCGCCCGUCACAACGGUAACGACUGAACAUGAAAGCACCACUUCCACGAUGGACGGUUCCGAGUCGCCUACGGUGGAACCGAACGUGGACGUGAGUGUGGCAGAACACGAGAACACGGAAGAUGGAGAGAAAUUCCGGAGCACAUCUGACCCAUCACUACCGGCAAACAGUGUCAAGCAGGAGGAUUCCAUCGAAACCAUCCCAAUUUUGCUCGCCGAUGGAGCACAGUUUGUAGGCGUUGUACGAUCGCCUGAUCGGCUGUUGAGCCAGCGUCUCAACCAGCCACCCGUAAAGCCAGAAGAUGAUGGUCCGCUGGAUCUGCAGGAUAAUGAGGAUAUGAUGACGAUAAGCUGCUUCCCCUGUCGGCUGCUGCAGAACCCGUCGAAACUGAAGACUUCCAAGAAGGAGCUAAAUUAUCUGUUGAAUUUCAUAGUGAAAUCUCAUGAAUCAUGGCUUCCUGGCGAUACUUUCUCAAAAAAUAUGUUGGCGAAAUCGCGCAAACCACCACUAAAUGAAACCACGAUCGAGAUCUGCAAAAAGAUGAUUCUGCGCCUCCCCAAAACAAUGGCCAACAUUCACGAGUCAGUUGCGCAAGAACACUACACAACGAUCGAACAGUUUCUGGUUGAUCUACGGGAUAUCGUCCACAAUGUGGGCAUCAUCUAUGGGGCAUUAUCGGUGGAGUACGAUGCAGCGCUGUAUCUGCUUGCCAAUUGCCAGUACGAUAGCGAAGAGCUUCGUCGAUGUACGGACUGUUUCCGGCAUUCGAAUGAGAAAAUUGAACCGCACUGGUUUGCGCGACCUUGCACCUACCGGCACGAGGUGGUGUUUGCCAAGCAGAAGAGCUUCCAGUACUGGCCGGCAAAGGUUCUGCUGGUUACGAACGACAAGUACGACGUGCGCUUCUUCGGGAACCCGCACUCGCGGGCCCUGCUGCAAUCCCAGUUCGUGAAACCGAUCGACUCGGAUCAAGCGAUGCUCAAGAUUAAUCCGAAGCGUCCCGGGUUCAAGCAAGCGAUGCAAGAGCUUCAUAUGUACCUGGCGCUACAGGAUGGGCCGAGACAAAGCUUUGCAUUUGGGAACACGUCUUCCCAUAUUGCUGCGACCGAAACCGGACCUCCUGCAAUUGCAUCACCAUUAGUUCCAGUUGGGCCGGUUCGUAGCGGCCCAGCCAGAGGAAGGCCCCCGAAACGACGGCCAAGUUCAGCCGUAGCCAAUAACCUGCGGGCAGCGAAGAAGACGACCAAUGGCCCGCUAAUGCAGGUCAACGAUACCAACGUACCCAUAGUCGCCAACAUAUUUGAUGAAACGGCGCAUACACGAAACCAAACCACGUUCGUGAAUAAUAACAACAUCACGGAUACGGGCACACCAUCGUCCCUCGGUAGCAGCGCACCAAUUCGUUUGCCCCGAACGAAGCAAAACCUCAGAAUGCAGCAGCGCAAUACCGAUUGGGUAAAAGAGAAACUUGAUCAAGCUCGUGAUCUAGAAACUGCCAAAAAUGUGGCCAUACAAUUUAUCACCGAUAUGAGAUCGAAUAUGAUUGAGAGGGAUCAACAGCUACGGGCGGAGAUUGAAGAGCUCAAGAAACGUUGCGCGGAAGCGAAAAGAAAACGAUGGUGUAGCGCAUGUGAAAAAGAGGCCUUGCUGGAAUGCUGUUGGAACACGGCCUACUGCUCGCAGGAUUGCAGACACAAGCACUGGGCCGAACAUCGCAGUACGCACAUUCAGCAGGCUACGACGCGAGUGCGUCAGCAGGCCUCAAAGUGAAUCUUCUUUUUGUUCCUCCUUUAUGUGAUUUUUUUCCUCAUAUUUCUCACACAUCACACUCGGAAACCAAUGUGGUCGAUGGACCUCCCCCUCUCCCUUUUGUGAAGUCACACUAGUUUUAAGAAAUAAUUCGUUUCGGAAUAGUUAGAGUGGAUUUUUUUAGUUGAAUGUAAUGUGCUGGUAAUUGAAUUACGUCCAAAUACACAAGCG